This is a messenger RNA of Mus pahari (shrew mouse), 2606 nucleotides long. RefSeq names its product WD repeat domain 20 (gene Wdr20). Bases 56 to 1801 code for a protein of 581 amino acids. The transcript is spliced from 4 exons. Lineage: Eukaryota; Metazoa; Chordata; Mammalia; Rodentia; Muridae. The record is from RefSeq and is a predicted model, not a curated record. Gene Ontology annotation, molecular function: protein binding.
CUGCGCGGUGGGCGUGAUCCGGGCACUUAGGGCAGGAUGAACGCUGCUUUCCAAGAUGGCGACGGAGGGAGGAGGGAAGGAGAUGAACGAGAUUAAGACCCAAUUCACCACCCGGGAAGGUCUGUACAAGCUGCUGCCGCACUCGGAGUACAGCCGGCCCAACCGGGUGCCCUUCAACUCGCAGGGAUCCAACCCUGUCCGCGUCUCCUUCGUAAACCUCAACGACCAGUCUGGCAACGGCGACCGCCUCUGCUUCAAUGUGGGCCGGGAGCUCUACUUCUAUAUCUACAAGGGGGUCCGCAAGGCUGCUGACCUGAGUAAACCCAUAGAUAAAAGGAUAUACAAAGGGACGCAGCCCACUUGCCAUGACUUCAACCUCCUCACAGCUACAGCAGAGAGCGUCUCUCUCCUAGUGGGCUUUUCCGCAGGCCAAGUCCAGCUUAUAGACCCAAUCAAGAAAGAGACCAGCAAGCUGUUUAACGAGGAAAGACUAAUAGACAAGUCCCGCGUAACCUGUGUCAGAUGGGUUCCUGGUUCGGAAAGCCUUUUCCUAGUAGCCCAUUCAAGUGGGAACAUGUACUUAUAUAAUGUGGAGCACACUUGUGGCACCACAGCCCCCCACUAUCAGCUCCUGAAGCAGGGAGAAAGCUUUGCCGUGCACACUUGCAAGAGCAAAUCCACGAGGAACCCUCUCCUUAAGUGGACGGUGGGCGAGGGGGCCCUCAACGAGUUUGCUUUCUCCCCAGAUGGCAAGUUCUUAGCAUGUGUGAGCCAGGACGGGUUUCUGCGUGUGUUCAACUUUGACUCAGUGGAGCUGCACGGUACAAUGAAAAGCUACUUUGGGGGCUUGCUUUGUGUGUGCUGGAGCCCAGAUGGCAAGUACANUGUGACAGGUGGAGAGGACGACUUGGUGACAGUCUGGUCCUUUCUAGACUGCNGAGUAAUAGCUAGAGGCCAUGGGCACAAAUCCUGGGUCAGUGUUGUAGCAUUUGAUCCCUAUACUACUAGUGUAGAAGAAAGUGACCCUAUGGAGUUUAGUGGCAGUGACGAGGACUUCCAGGACCUUCUUCAUUUUGGCAGAGAUCGAGCGAACAGUACACAGUCUAGGCUAUCCAAACGGAACUCUACAGACAGCCGCCCUGUAAGUGUUACGUAUCGGUUUGGUUCGGUGGGCCAGGAUACACAGCUGNGUUUAUGGGACCUUACAGAAGACAUCCUUUUCCCUCACCAGCCCCUCUCAAGAGCAAGGACACAUACAAACGUUAUGAAUGCCACAAGUCCGCCUGCCGGAAGCAAUGGGAACAGUGUCACUACACCUGGGAACUCUGUGCCCCCUCCAUUGCCACGGUCCAAUAGCCUUCCACAUUCAGCAGUCUCCAAUGCUGGUAGCAAAAGCAGCGUCAUGGACGGGGCCAUUGCCUCUGGNGUCAGCAAGUUUGCAACUCUGUCGCUACAUGACCGGAAGGAGAGACACCACGAGAAAGACCAUAAACGAAAUCAUAGUAUGGGACACAUUUCCAGCAAGAGCAGUGAUAAACUGAACCUAGUUACUAAAGCCAAAACGGACCCAGCUAAAACUCUGGGGACAUCCCUGUGUCCUCGGAUGGAAGAUGUUCCCUUGUUAGAGCCACUGAUCUGUAAAAAGAUAGCUCAUGAAAGACUGACGGUAUUGGUUUUUCUUGAAGACUGUAUAGUCACUGCUUGUCAGGAGGGAUUUAUUUGCACAUGNGCAAGGCCCGGUAAAGUGGGCUUGUUGUCAUCCCCAAACCAGGCCACUUCUCCAGGUGGGACUGUAGUGUAGCAGGUGCACUGCUGCUCCCAGGCUCCCCGGACACGCGUGGACCGAGGGAGUGACAGACGACAACGGAGCCAUGAGCUGCGCUGGAGCCACAGGCAGGCGGCAGGCAGCAGCGGCCUGCAGGGCUGUGUGGAGCUGCUAAACCCAAAGAGUUGUUUCCAUUUUUAAGUCAGUCUGUUGGGGCUGCAGUAAAAACUGAGAAAUGGAGUUUUCUUGCUUUUUACUCUAAAAUUCAAUGCAACUAAAUCCAUAUAUAUAUAUGGAUUUAGUUACAUAUAUAUGGAUUUAGUUACAUAUAUAUAUAUAUACACAUAUACAUACAUAUAUACAUAGUGUAAAGUAAAAUGUUUCUUGAACAGAAACCUUAAAUCGAGCUGUUCUGAAUAGCACUUGGCUCUGGGUUUGCACUGAUGUGUUUUAUACUUUAGGUGGUCAUUAGACAGCCUGGGAUGCAUUCAUGGAGACAGCUGUCACCUCCGACUUAAACACGUGCUCCAGACAGACAGAUGCUGCAAUCAUAGACUUAAAACCUUGUUUGCACUUAAAAUAGUUUAAUGCUAAUAUAAAACGACUUUGACUAUGGGGGUAACAGGCUACCAGCCUCACAAUAUGGAGAGGAGAUGCCCUUUUUAUCUGUUAACAUUUAUUUUAGUACUGUUGUUUCCGAUGCAAUCAAGUCUGUAUUAUAUGUGUAAAUAAUGUAAUUCUGAAAUGGGGGAAAAUAGUCACUCCCACUAGUAAUUUUCAUCAUUUAAGAGUGAUAUUUCUAAUUCACAAAAACAUUAAUAUUAAAAUUAUCUUGAAUAUA